Messenger RNA from Neofelis nebulosa (Clouded leopard), 1677 nucleotides. Its product is annotated as mas-related G-protein coupled receptor member F. The record is from RefSeq and is a predicted model, not a curated record. NCBI's taxonomy places the organism in Eukaryota, Metazoa, Chordata, Mammalia, Carnivora, Felidae. The transcript has 5 exons. Gene Ontology annotation, molecular function: G protein-coupled receptor activity. The coding region runs from base 284 to 1645 and encodes 453 amino acids. Gene Ontology annotation, biological process: G protein-coupled receptor signaling pathway. Gene Ontology annotation, cellular component: membrane.
GAAUGAGGUGGGCACCAUCAGGGCGGGCAGCCCCCAGAAAUCACGUGGCUCCAGGCAGGAACCCUGACACCCCAGAGCCGCCUCCCGCACACUCCCGAGGCCCUGACGGUCCCCCCUCCGGCGGCGGCAGGAGCCGGCAUCCCGGCAGGGCCUGACCCCCGUGCUGUCCUCCACUCCCGACCUCCCCCUCUGGCCCUACCCCCACCCUCGCCAGCCGUCCAAGUCUGCUUUCUGGAAGGGCGGGAAGGGAACACCCAGCCGGCAGCGUCCCAAGUGCAGAGAGAUGGCUCCCACUGCUCCCAGGGGCUUGCUGCACGGCCCGCGACCUCCCACCUUCUCCCGGACAGAUGGCACCUGGAGUGCUGUGGGCUCUCCAGUCCCCAGAGUAGCCUCUUCAAUUCGGUUGUCUCUGCCUGGGCGCCCUAACUUUCCAGACUGCCCGUGGCAGGCGGGAGGAGACACGGUAGGGAGGCCCCCACGUGGAAGCGACCGGCAGAGCCCUGCCCGGAGGGAGCCACGUGCUGGCUUGUCAGCCUUUUCCUCUAAGGGGAGGUGUGCGGGGCCGCGAGCCGUGAGCGGAGCCGUGAGGAGUCUGGACUCGCCGGGCCUGGAGAUGGUGGGAAACUGUUCCUGGGAGGCCCAUCCCGGGGACAGGAACAAGAUGUGUCCCGGCGUGAGCGAGGCCCCGGCGCUCUACGGCCGUGGCUUCCUGACCAUGGAGCAGAUCGCCACGCCGCCACCGCCGGCCGUCAUGGACUACAUCUUCUUGCUCCUGUGUCUGUGUGGCCUGGUGGGCAACGGGCUGGUCCUGUGGCUUUUCGGCUUCUCCAUCAAGAGGAGCCCCUUCUCCGUCUACUUCCUGCACCUGGCCGGCGCUGACGCUGGCUACCUCUGCAGCAAGGCCGUGCUCUCCGUCCUGAACACGGGCGGCUUCCUGGGCACGUUCGCCGCCUAUGUCCGCGCCGUGUGCAGGGUCGCGGGGCUCUGCAUGUUUGUCGCCGGCGUGAGCCUCCUGCCGGCCAUCAGCUCGGAGCGCUGCCUGUCGGUCGUCUUCCCCGCCUGGUUCUGGCGCCGUCGGCCCAAGCGCCUGUCGGCCGUGGCGUGCGCCCUGCUCUGGGCCCUGUCGCUCCUGGUCACCACCGUCCACAACUACUUCUGCGUGUUCCUGGGCCACCGAGCGUCCGGCGUGGCCUGCAGGCACAUGGACGCCUUCCUGGGCAUCCUGCUUUUCCUGGUCUUCUGCCCACUCAUGGUGCUGCCCUGCCUGGUGCUCAUCCUGCACGCGGAGUGCAGGGCCCGGAGGCGCCAGCGCUCCGCGAAGCUCAGCCACGUCGUCCUGGCCACGGUCUCGGUGUUCCUCGUGUCCUCCAUCUACCUGGGGGUCGACUGGUUCCUCUUUUGGGUCUUCCAGAUCCCGGCCCCCUUCCCCGAGUAUGUCACCGACCUGUGCAUCUGCAUCAACAGCAGUGCCAAGCCGGUCGUGUACUUCCUGGCCGGGAGGGACAAGUCACAGCGGCUGUGGGAGCCUCUCAGGGUGGUCUUCCAGCGGGCCCUGCGAGACGGCGCCGAGCUGGGGGAGGCCGGGGGCGGCACGCCCAACACGGUCACAAUGGAGAUGCAGGGCCCCUCUGGGAACGCCUCCUGAGAGGCCAGCGCCCGGGGGGGGGGGGGGGGGGG